Messenger RNA from Ictalurus punctatus (channel catfish), 2878 nucleotides. It is a transcript of the gene panx2, whose product is annotated as pannexin 2. The transcript has 6 exons. The record is from RefSeq and is a predicted model, not a curated record. NCBI's taxonomy places the organism in Eukaryota, Metazoa, Chordata, Actinopteri, Siluriformes, Ictaluridae. The coding region runs from base 487 to 2445 and encodes 652 amino acids. Gene Ontology annotation, biological process: positive regulation of interleukin-1 production; monoatomic cation transport. Gene Ontology annotation, molecular function: channel activity.
CAAAUGCGCGACCCAGGCGAUUCUCCUUGAAGUUUGUGAGGAUGAGAAGAGAUGAGCAGGAGAGAGGAAGAGUGAAAGAUUCGCGGGAGAAGGCGGAACAAACCGGUGCCCGGAUACAGGCUAUAACCGCUCGCCCGCACUGCAGAUUAACUCUUGACUCCCCGAGGGAUCCUCAAUACUGGUGUAAUAUGAGGAAGGACUCUAAGCAAACCUAACACAAAUUCAGACUGGAUUUUAUGCCAUUAUACAUGGAUUAAGCACAGCAUUGAACAUGCAUCAGGAGCAGGAUAUUUGGCCAGUAGAAAUGGUUCUACUGUGACUGUGUCUGUCAUAAUCCAAAAAUAUAUAGCCCUCAUAUAUCAUCACCAUUUAGACUGUGAUGGACAAGAACCUUUAGCCAAUAAGGUGGCAGGUUUGAGGGUGAACUGGUCAACUGUUCAACCAGGUGCAUCGUGGAUUUAGCUGUGGGCGGGCUCCAGUUGCCGGAUGCAGAACCUCUUUGAGCAGAACUUAGACAUGGCCACCGCUCUGCUUGCAGGGGAGAAACUGAAGGAGUUGAUCCUGCCUGGUUCCACGCAGGAUGAGAGGGGUGGUGCACUAGCUGGGCUCAUGGUGCAGCUCAAACUGGAGCUGCCCUUUGACAGAGUUGUCACCAUAGGAACGGUCAUCAUCCCCAUCUUAUUAGUCACUCUGGUCUUCACACGGAACUUUGCAGAGGAGUCAAUAUACUGUUACACCCCACACAAUUUCACACGUGACCAGGCCCUCUAUGCCAGAGGUUACUGCUGGACAGAGCUACGUGAUGCUAUUCCUGGUGUUGAUCCUGAACUCCGACCCUCUCUGUUUGAGCAUAAGUUUCUGCCCUAUGCUCUGCUAGCAUUUGCUGGUAUCAUGUAUAUUCCAGUACUAAGCUGGGAGUUCCUUGCGUCCACACGCCUUACCUCUGAACUCAACUUUCUCCUCCAAGAGAUUGACAACUGCUACCACCGUGCAGCUGAGGGCAGAGCACCCAAGAUUGAGAAGCAGAUCCAGUCCAAAGGGCCUGGGAUCACUGAGCGUGAGCGACGGGAGAUCAUUGAGAACGCAGAGAAGGAGAAAAGCCCAGAGCAGAACCUUUUUGAAAAAUAUCUAGAGCGGCGAGGGCAAAGUAACUUUUUAGCCAAGCUUUAUCUAGCCAGGCAUCUAGCCAUUAUCUGUCUCAGUUCCAUUCCCAUCACCUACCUAAGCACAUACUAUGCUCGGCAGCGGCAAAAUGAGUUCACGUGCAUGCUGGGUGAGCCACCUGACAUCAGCAGCAUCCCUGAGUUGCGCCUCAACGUGAACUGCAAGCUGCCAGCCGUGCAGCUCCAGCGCAUUAUGGCUGCUGUUGACAUUGCACUGCUCUGCACCGUGAACCUCAUCAUUUUAGUUAAUCUACUGCAUCUGUUCGUGGUGCGCAAAUCCAAUUUUGUAUUCGACAAGUUGCACAAAGUCGGCAUCAAGACACGGCGGCGUUGGCAGAAGUCUCAAUUUUGCGAUAUUAACAUCCUGGCCAUGUUCUGUAAUGAAAACAGGGACCACAUCAAGUCUCUAAAUAGGCUGGACUUCAUCACCAACGAGAGUGACCUUAUGUAUGACAAUGUGGUGCGACAGUUAUUGGCUGCAUUAGCUCAGUCCAACCAUGAUGCCACACCAACUGUUAGAGACUCUGGAAUUCAGACAAUUGACCCCAACAUGGAUCCUUCUGUACUGGGGGUUGGAGAAAUGGGAGUAGAGACAGUUAUCAAAAGACCACGGAAGAAGAUGAAGUGGAUCCCUACAUCUAACCCUCUACCACAGCCAUUUAAAGAACCUCUAACUUUGACACGGUUGGAGAACAGCAUAAAAGCAGAAAAACCUAAACCUUUGCGGAGGAAGCCUGUACCAGAUAACAUCAUUGCUCCUAUACUGGACACCAAGAGCACACAGCAUCCUCCUCAAGAAACCAACAACAGGACAGAGAAAAAGCACACUCGUAAUUUCUCCCUGGAUGUCCAUCCGUACAUGUUGGCCAUCCAGAAGCCUAAAUCAGAAAUGAAUAAUCCACAGCCCCCAGCUGCUGACCAUCCUCUGGACACUACGUACAUAGAGGGCACACACACUGUAGUCCAUGUCUCCUCAACACUCACUGAAAAGAAUGACCCUCCUCCUCAAUCCACCACGAGUGCAUUUUCCACUGUGACCCUGUCCACCACCUCUUAUAUGAAUGGACGAACAUCUAGUUUGCCUCCUUCUGAAUCACCCAAAACCAAUGAGCCUCUCAUACCAAACCCAGAGCCUGUAAAUCAGCCUGCAUCUUACAGCUGUAACCCCUCACAUCCACUGCUCAGCAUCCACCACACUCUCUAUGAGGAGGAGGAGGAGCAAGACCACAGAGACACACUGGUGGAAAGACCUGGCGAGCUCAUCGCUGCUGGAGAGUGCUGAAGACACACACAAAAAGACAAGCACAUGUUCACACCUCUCAUCUUUUGACCUUAGCACCAAGCCGUAGAAUGGUAAAUUGUUUAUAACCACCUCACAUGGAGCAGCAACCACACUAUAUCACCUACUGUGCUUAAAGUAGAAACAUUGAGGUCAGAGAGUUGUACUGUUCACCAGGGAGAGGGACAGUGAAUUGAUUGGACAUACAGGUAUUUAGAAAACAUCUUUCUUUGCAAGUAGAUAACCAAUUAUAAUGAAACAUAUCACUCAAGAGUAAGAGGUCAUUUCCCUGACUAAGUGCAAACACUGGUGCUUAUUUGUGCUCACAACAUAAAAAAAAAAUUCAAUAAGAAUUAUGUUGUGCUUUAUACACCUCAGUGUACACGUCUUACAACCCCAAUUCCAAAAAAGUUGGGACAAUGUGUAGAAUGUAAAU